Messenger RNA from Macadamia integrifolia, 9070 nucleotides. Its product is annotated as YTH domain-containing protein ECT2-like. NCBI's taxonomy places the organism in Eukaryota, Viridiplantae, Streptophyta, Magnoliopsida, Proteales, Proteaceae. Gene Ontology annotation, biological process: mRNA destabilization. The record is from RefSeq and is a predicted model, not a curated record. The coding region runs from base 335 to 2047 and encodes 570 amino acids. The transcript is spliced from 7 exons. Gene Ontology annotation, molecular function: mRNA binding. Gene Ontology annotation, cellular component: cytoplasm.
GCCUUCUAAUUUUUUGUAUUUUCUAAAUUACCCUUGGCUACGACGCAGAUAGCAGCCAAAUUUCUUCCCCUACACGUAGGAAAGCGAACAUUAUUACGUCUUAUUUGCCCUUUAUAUUAUUUUUAAUUUGCAGGUUUCUUCCCUCGACUUUCCGCUCUGCAACCUAAACCCCUUUGUUUACUAUUUCUUCUAAUCUUCCGUUUACAGCUAGAACAACAACAAAACAAACUCCUUGAAGUGAUUCAAAAGGUUGAAUCUAUCUCUUCUUCUCUUUAGCAUAUUGGAUUAGAGAUUAGACUCUCCUUGAGUUGGUGGUGUUAGAUAUCGUUAAUUCAUGGCGGCCGUCCAGCAAGAACCGGAUCGAAACAUCUCGGCUGGUGACUCUACUGAGUCACUGAACAUAUUGACCCUGAAUGCAGAAGAGAAACCUGCUGAUCCAGAUAACUUGGAGGACCAGCCUCUUUCCAUCAAAGAUGAGCAGAUGGUUCCUCCUAAUCAUUCUCAGGAUGCAGCCCCCACUGGUGCCCCUAGAGAUGCCACAGGUCAAUCAACAUCUUUAGGUGCAGCUGGAGAUUGGAGCACUGUCUACCAACCCAAUAUUUAUGCACCUCAGGCCCAUACAUUCUACUAUGGAGGUUAUGACAAUGGGAUUGGUGAAUGGGAUGAAUAUCCUCACUAUGUUAAUGCAGAAGGCUUGGAAAUUGGUUCUCCUGGCAUCUACAGCGAAAGUCCAUCACUUGUAUUCCAUAAUGGUUUUGGGUACAAUCCUCAGAUUCCAUAUGGGCCAUAUUCACCGGUUACAACUCCUCAUCCAUCUGUGAGGGGAGAUGGCCAGCCAUACUCUCCACAGCAAUUCCCGUUCGCAGGUCAGCCUUAUUACCAGCAACCAGUUCCUCCUAGUAUGCCGUAUAUUUCCUCACCAACCCCAGUUUCACAAGCUGAGUUGACAAUGCCUGUUAGCAUAGAUCAACAAGGGGAUGGGAUGCUUUUUGGGCCUAGACCUGGUUAUCCUCCAUUCAGUUCUUUUGGUAUCGGAAACAGUUUUAAUGGAAAUUCUGCUAGUGGCAGUUUCUAUGAUUUGCGGCAAGGGUAUGAGGGAUUUGGAUCUGGUGCACCCUGGUCAUAUUGGUCAAAACCCACAGAUGGGCAGAGGUCUUUCUCACCUUUGUCAUCUCCAGCAGCUUCUCCACAGACAAUCAGCUCAUUUGGAUCAUUUGGUCACAACAUUGGAAUGGCUUCUCAACCUCAAAGACCACUAUAUGGGUUUGGAUCUGGUUCCAGCUCAUAUACCAGAGGGUAUCCUAAUGGUGGAAUUUAUCAAGGAUCUAGUUUUGGGAGUGGAUCCCUUUCCAGUUUGGGGACAAAUACCCGGAGCUGGAUGAUAGUUGAUAAGGGCAGACGACGAGGAAGGGGAGCUGGAUCUGUCUGUAUUUGUAAUGGAACACUUGAUAUCCUUAACGAGCAGAACCGAGGACCAAGGGCUUCAAAAUCAAAGGACCAGAUCACCACUGAACAUGGUUCAUCUGUUGAUAGUGGCAAGAGCAGCAUAUGUAACGUUCACAUCCGUAGUGAGUCAUUCAACCGUCCAGAUUUUGUAACAGUAUACAACGAUGCCAAAUUCUGCAUCAUCAAAUCCUACAGUGAAGAUAAUGUCCACAAGAGCAUUAAAUAUGGUGUCUGGGCCAGCACACCAAAUGGGAAUAGAAAACUUGAUGCUGCUUAUCAUGAAGCUAAAGAGAGAAAAGCUGCAUGCCCAAUCUUUCUGUUCUUUUCAGUGAAUGCUAGUGCACAGUUCUGUGGGGUGGCUGAAAUGGUAGGGCCUGUAGAUUUUGAUAAAAGUGUGGAUUAUUGGCAGCAAGACAAGUGGAGUGGCCAGUUUCCUGUUAAGUGGUACAUUAUUAAAGAUGUCCCCAACAGUCAGUUCCGUCACAUUAUACUUGAAAACAAUGAUAACAAGCCUGUGACUAAUAGCAGAGAUACUCAGGAGGUAUGGUUUCAUCUUUCAUCUAUAAUCUCUGAGCGAAGUGCUAAUCAUUCUAAUCUCUAGUCAAUCUAGGACUGGCUUGAUCGUCAGACGUUUGUAGGUUGCCCAAUUUUGGCCUGCUUAACAGAUGGAAGAACAAGGAUCCUGGUUUGGCUGUACUUUCUCCAUUCCUCUUCUGAAUAUUGUUAUAUGUUCUUCAUGGUUUAAUUGGUCAAAACUAAAUUAUCCUGUGGCUAGAGGGUUUUAUUAUUUUGACUGUGAGGGAUUGAAGUGGCUAGGUGAGCUGCUUAAGCACUAGGAAAAUUCAAACUCUUACACAGCUGCAAACUGGAUUUCUACAGUUGGGUGUAAGAAGUUUGGAUCUUUGGCUAAUUUGUCAUUCGGUUUACCAGGUUAAAGGUAUGUGGUGUUAGGGAAUGAUGAGUUUUCAUCUUCCUAUGCCUAAAAAAAAAAAUAUGGCGAACAAGAAUCAGGGACCUGACAACUAAAGAUGAAAUCAAAAUUUUUAUCUAAUCCCUUGCUUUAUGAAAUUGGUCAAAGCUGUUAUCAAGCUCUCAUGAUACAUAUUAGUUAAUAUGAGAAUGAUUGAACUCAUAACCAAGUGUUUGCUUCACAUUGAAGGAUUAAUUCGGAAAAAUGGUUAUCUCAUAGGCAACCUGUUGCAGCAAGAUAUCAUCCUAGGCUUCCUGUAUGUCCUGCAUAAAAGAACAAACAAGAGAGAGUGAGCGUCGUGCUGCUCCAAGGGGUGACUCUCUGAUGUCUAAGUCAGAUCUCUCUGCAAACAGUAGUCCAAAUAGAAUGGGAAAGUUUUUGAUUCCCUUGAAGGGGGGGCUUAUCUGGGUAUUUAUAGGUGAUCGAUGGAGUUGGAGUGAGGGGGUCAUGGAUCGUCCCGACUUGGUAAAUGUUUUAAUACUGGUAGGAGUCUAAGCAUAGUAGGAGUUAUGUUUGGAGAGUGCAUAGAUAGUGGUUAUUCCACUUGUAGGAACCUUCUAUAUAUAGAUCGGUGGGGGAUUCCCCUUCCUUUUAGGGGCGACUAGGAGUCCUUUUCGGUGAUCUUUCUUGAUUAGGAUAGAUCCAUUCCUUGCUUGGAGUCUAUGUAUUCAUUUGAGAGUGGAUUCCCUUGCGGUGAAUGAGUUGCCUCCUUUAUGAAUGGUUCCUCCAUGCCAUCGAGACUUCAUGCAAGUGGUGGUAGUCUAUUCAUUACUGGUUCCAUAGUAGAGGGAGGGCAACCAUCUUUUCGUUAUGGAUUUUAAAAUUUCUUUCCGGAUCUCGACUAUUAAUGCACCGCUGAUUUUUGGGCCAAGUGUCUAGGUGGCGGUAGGCCUUGCCAGCUUUGAGUCAAUUGGGAGGAUCACUAUGAAGGUAGAUAAAUGGAGAGACGCCAUCAGUUGAUAGAUGAGGAGUUGAACCAUUGCACAUGCUCGGUUCGAGUCCCAUGCCCCCUCGACAGAUGUGUCAUAUCGUGGGAUGGCAUUUAAUGGCCCCCACUUAUGGGUUUAUAACCCCGUUUCUCUUGCUCCAUCUUCUUCUUUGCCAUUGUCUUCCCUGAGAGCACAUGCAAAUAUCACCCAUUACCUGCAAACUCUUUCGUGGCUGUUUAUUGGAUGCUUUUGAUUGCCUAUUCCGGUUUGUGACCACCCUAGUCGUCAUACCUUUGCCUUUCUGCUUUUGGACCUCGUCUCUGCUACCAGUGAGGCCUUUUUCUUACUCGUGUUUUCACUUUCUACUCUUCUUUUUUCCAUUUUAAUUGCUUAUUCUGGUGCUACUCCGGCAAUGGAAAUAGAGGUAAACGCCGCCACCAAUAGGGCCCUUCACUCCAAGGGCCUUAUUCCUCCAACGGAGCCCUCCAUUGGAGGUACCCGAACUUCUACCCCUGCUCUACCGUCGUCUACCACAGAGGGACCUAGCCUAGCUAUUCCUGGGGCCUCUUGGGGAAUUGGAUUGGCCUUCCCCAACCCUUCUGUGGAGUGUAAGUUGAAAAAGUUCCACAGUUCAGUGAUCAUCAUGGAAUUGGACGAGAUUUGGAGGAAGUACAACAUUCCCUAAUCCAUUAGCCUCUAAGUCCUCUCUGACCGAACAAGUGUACGAUUCGGUUGGUGAUGAGGUUUAGCUUUAUGAGGAAGAUUCAGAUUCCCCGUCCCUCCACUUCUGAGUGAAAUUUUCGCUCACCUCCACAUUUCCUCUCCGUAGCUCGUUCCCAAUUCUUGGCAGAACUUGUUAGGGUUUUGCGCCUAGUCUUGAGCAUCUGACCUCUUUCAAUCUUUUCCUGUACUGCUUUCACUUGAGCUCUCUUGAUCGCCUUCGAGGUUGGUAUGCCCUGAACCAGUGCUCGCAAAUAAAGUUCGUUCAGGGCAAGCCCUCUUCCAUCAAGGGAUGGAAGAACAAGUACUUCUUUGCCUUAGGUGUCAAGGGCCGCUUGUUGGCAACAUCUGGUUUUAGCCAACAUAACCAUAGUGAAUGUCAGGCGCAAGCUCAUGGGUCAAGACUAUAGGGCACUGGCCGAGAUGCAUGUGGCUGGUCAUCACGUCGAGACCGCUAAUCUAGGGGAAGAGGCUUUCCUCACUCGGUAUGGCUUGAGCACCGGUGAGCCAUCUGCCAAAUAACGAUAUAUUGUUAUCAUUUUUUUUGAAUUAUUUUCUAACUCUGGUUCUUCCUUUUGCAGUGCCGAUCGACCAACUGUCUUUUCAAGUGGCUCUCUACAAGGCUUGGAAUAAGGGUUGGGAAGAGAUGUUGCGAGAGCAAGAAGUUGAGUUUGCUCAGUGACCCCUGAAGAGGCGGAAGAAGAAAAAGAAAAGGGCCAUUGUUGUCCCUCCCUCGCUAAGGUGGCUACAACUGAGGCUGCUUGAUCCGCCACAAUGGAGCAGGUCGAGGUUUCCCCUGCAUUUGAGGGCACUAAUCUGCCUGCUAAGGAAGUUAUGUUGUCGAGAGGCUCGCCCUCAAUGUUGAUGGUACACAAUUAUCGAGUUUCCCAACCCAGAGGGACGCACUACUGAGAGGUCUGAGCGGGUCUGGGACGAGGUGGUUCUUGCCAAUCCUGCUGGGUCAAGGAGCGUGCCAUUUAAAGAGUGUUCGGUGUUCGAUGGGCAUGAGAUGGCCUACGUCUAGCAUCGUGAUGUUCGUUAUCCUCGGGAUGAACAGAUGUUAAAGGAUGAGGAACACGAAGAAAUCCUUAAAAGAGGGAGGACCACACUCGCCCGGGUAAAUGAAAUAAGCUUUCUGUAGCAUGGUGGUUGUUUUCGUGCUUUGAGUUACUAUCCUUUUUUUCUCGGAGCACAUGGCAUUUGCUGUGGAGACUUAUGAUCUGGCGGAGGCGCUAAACAAAAUGGUCGUGAGGCAAGACAAGGAGCUAGAGACCCUGACAGAGAAAAUCAUCGUGGCCACUGUUGAAUGUGAUACGGCAAUGGCCUCUCUGUCUGUAGCUCAAGAUCGAGUGAACUGUUCUUGAGGCCCAAGUCAUUACGGCAGAUGACGCCUAUAAAGCUGACCAGGCUUGCUGGGCUGAUCGGGAAAAGUCUCUUCUCGGGAGCAUCACCAAGGUCUCAAAGGAUUUGGCUUCAGCUCAAGCCCGUGUCCCAGAAAAGGAUGGCCUUAUUCAAUUAAGGCGGAAGGCCAAGGAAGUUGCUGACCGACAAACGACAAUUAGAGGCUGAUCUGAUGUCAGUCUAGGAGCAACUAGAGAAAGCGGGUGAACGAGCUAUAGAGGAGUACAAGGGCUCAAAGGCCUUUGACGCCUAUGUAUCAUCCUUUCACUUGGAUGCGUACAUCUUGGGGAGGCAUAGGCCUACCGUGACUUCGUCCUCGGGUCACAGUCUGCCUUUGAUUUUUCCCUUUUCGAGCUUGCUAACACCCUCACUUCAAAGGAGGAGAGGAGGCUUAAGGAGCAACAGUUGAUCGCUACUCAGACAGACGAUGAUGAGGAAGGUAUAGAGGAGUUGGUCGGGGAACGGUAAGACUUACUUUUUCUUACUUGGCCCUUCGGUCUUCUAUGUAAUGUCGAAAUGAAAAACUUCACCAAUUUUGUGCCUUAGAUUUUUGUUUCAUGCUGACCAACUAACCCUUGAUUUUAGUAGAUCGUUCUAUCUUGUGGGUUUGAACCCUUUUGUUGCCAUAUGAGGGUUGAUCAUCAGCGUUCAGUCCUUUUAACUGCUAACUUGGGUGGGCCAGUCUUUGCAGUUGCCGACCUAUAGUGGUCGAUUGCUUUUAUUGCCAACUUUGGGGUUGGUCUUCGCAAUUGUUGACCUACAGUGGUCAAUCUUUUUUUAUUUCCGACCUUAGUGUUUGUCUUCGCAAUUGCCGACCUAUGGUGAUCGGUCUUUUUUAUUGCCAACCUUGGGGUUGGUCUUCACAAUUGCCAACCUAUGGUGGUCGAUCUUUUUUUAUUGUAGCUUUGUAGCUUUUCAACUUCUUUGGUACUUCAAUUUGUGUCGUAAAAUAACCUUUUUGUCUUUGAUCUCCAUUAGAAUGUUAGAUCGAGUCUGAUUCAAUGGCUGGUUGUCCGGGCUUAACGCCCGAAGCUUUUUUGAGUCACGAUCAUUAUCUUUGGCACAUGCGGUAGUCCUCUUCUUGUCCAAAGCCCUGCAAUCCCUUUUCCCAUUGCCAUGUGCUCAUCCAUAGCCGCGUAUUUUUGACAUCGCUACAGUAGCUCGGUCAUACCUACCGGUACCUUCUCUGCCAAGGAUUUGACGAGCUCUUCAUGUCUCACCCCAUGAUGAAAGGCGUUGUAGGCUAAACCAUCCUUGAGAUCCUUAACCUCCAGAGUAGCUUCAGGGAACCAGCUAAUGUAGUCCCAGGAGACUCAUUAUGGCCCUUUUCAUAGCGAAGAGGCUUGCAACUGUCUUCUGUUGUCGGAUGCUGCUCUGGAAACUGGAUAUGAAGCCUUACCCAACUCAUCAUAGUUAUUUAUGGAUCUGGGUUUCAAGGUUGCAAACCAGGACAGGGAAACUCCUUUCCACGAGGCUGGGAAUGCCGGACAUAGCAACAUGUUCGAGUUUCCUUGGACGGCCAUCAUAGAAUUGUAAUGGCGUAUGUGGUCUACUGGGUCGAACAUUCCAUGGUACAUGAUGAAGACCAGAAUCUUGAACUUCUUUGGAAGAGGGGUGUUCAUCAGCUUGUUAGACAAAGAAUUGUCUGUAGGGACUGCUAGUAUUCUAGUGGUCGACUUCUUUAGGCUGUCGAUCUUCUCAUCAAGCUCGCACAUGCGACGGAAGUUCAUGGGGGAUUUCGACUUCUUGGUCUAUCUUCCAUUCCUCGGUGUGGAUGAUCGUCCUCUUCUUUGGGUCUCUGAGCAAAGACUCGAGGCGAGUUGUGCCUCCUUGAUAGACUCAUCCUUCUGGGGGGACUCGGCCUCCUUGGUGGGUCGGGCCUCCUAGUGGAGCUUCGUCCCCUAGGUGUAGAUCCUUUGGCUGGCUGACCCUUGAGGAGUUGAUGCUUCCGGGGCUAAGGUGUCUCCUCGAGCCACUGGGGGAUCUGUUAUGCCUGCUGGAAGUCCUGUGCCGGUCAGCGAGUGGUGGGUCUUGUCAUUGUUGCGUGUUCAUAGAACCUAUACGACUACCCACAUCCCGAUUAGGUCUUGGUCUUGGUGGCGGCACUCCACUCGCUUGAGCCACGGGAGGUGGAACAUCAGGAAGCGCUGAUCUGAACUACCGAAGUAGAUUUCUGAACAGGGAGUUCAUAGCACUUGAAGUUGUAAACCUUGCAGUUGUGAAUUAGUGGCAUAUGCGCUAGGAUCUAGCCGCUCAAGUGGUGGAGGAGGAAGGAUUUCCAUCGUGGGGUGCCGGUGACUUAGGCUCUAUACUGUAACGAUUCUGUUUUUUAAACAUGAUUUUGGGUCUGGCACACUUUUUUGCAUUUCUGUUUUUUUUUAGUGAUUCUGCUUCUUAAAUGCUGUGUGGUAACCCCAAAAAAAAAUUUCUCUUGUAACUUGGAAGAAAUAGAAACUUGUAUGGUUCGCACUUAGCAGAAUCAAUUCUGUUAGAAACCAAUAUUUACACAUCAUGGGUGUCAAAGUUUAAAUAACAUCUAAGGAUAGUCAAUGGUUUUUUAAUAAAUUCUAAGUUAUGGAAACCAUUAUUACACAAAUAACUAAAGUCAAAAUUAGACAAACAAUGGAGUAACUUCUUGAGCUAAACUUGACUCAUCACAGGACUCGAUCAUAUCCCCAGCAUCACCGGCCCCUAGAGUUUCCAACACGGUUGUUUGAGUCUCACUUCCAUCGCCGUCUGCAUAUGUAUCACCGAAUACCAUACGUAGUUUUGGCCAUUGUAGUAGUCCGUGCUUCUUAAAUCAUGCCCAACUAGGGUUAUCCUGAUAAAGAAAAAGUACUCUAAUCAACUACUUCACACUUGAAUAAAUAUAUCCUGGUAUUUCAAAGUACUUAUACAAAUUGAGCAUACCUUAAUAUGCAAUUCCUAGAUGGAUUCGUCAUCAGCAGUACAGGUUCUUGAAGCAGUAUCCCAACCGAAACCAGUUGUGUCCAAUAGCUUCUUAAAUUGACUAUAAUCCUGCCUUAAUUUAUUCACUUUUUUCCUCAAUUGUGCAAUGGUAUAGGUGACACCAGUUUUUCCUUUGAAUUUAUUGGCAAUGUUCCUCCAACCAACUUUGUCCUAUUGCAUUUCUUAAUUUCCUCUACCAUGAGAACAACAAGGGUGUCUCCAUUUGCUUGGCUCCAUUUUGCAUUCUCACUAACUGUUUGUGUUGAAGUUGCCAUUUUCUCACUAAUUUACCAGAAAAAUAUAUAUAUAUAUAUAUAUGAAUUUAAAGUCCAAAUUUAAGUGACCAUAUGAUCCCUUCCCUAAUGCAAUCCUUGCAACAUUUAGCAAUUUAGCCCUAAAAGUAAGUAGUAAUUGGUGGUCCAAGACUACAAGCCCAACAAAUAACAGAUGAGGACAAAGAAAUGAAUAAUGGCUUUUGGUAGCCAUCAUAGUUUUUAAGGCGCUAAGGCGAUGGAGGGUCUUUCGAAGCGUCUUAGCGAUAAGGCGGGCAUAAAGCGUCGCCUUAUUGACUAAAGCGUUCCUGUGUAAUUUUUUUAUAAAACCAAUCUAUUUGGCUCAAAUCCUAAUUGAAUCCUAUUACUCAUAUGUUAAAUAA